AACGAGAGAAAAGUCUUCGGUUGACGCAUUUUUCGCCAUUGUUGAUUCCGAGGCGAUAAAACCAGCAAGCGUCGUCCGAGUCUCUCAGAUUUAACUGUGAAUAUCCGAGCUACAAACUUCCAACUCGACUUAAUACUGCACAUCCUCUUGUAAGGUAAAAUGCAGAUCUUCGUGAAGACCCUCACCGGCAAGACCAUCACCCUCGAGGUCGAGCCCUCAGAUACCAUUGAGAACGUCAAGGCCAAAAUCCAAGAUAAGGAAGGCAUCCCACCUGACCAGCAGCGCCUGAUCUUCGCUGGCAAGCAGUUGGAGGACGGCCGUACUCUGUCUGAUUACAACAUCCAGAAGGAGUCGACCCUCCACCUGGUUCUCCGUCUGCGUGGUGGAAUGCAGAUCUUUGUCAAGACCCUCACUGGCAAGACCAUCACCCUUGAGGUCGAGCCCUCCGACACCAUUGAGAACGUGAAGGCCAAGAUCCAGGACAAGGAAGGCAUUCCUCCUGACCAGCAGCGUCUCAUCUUCGCUGGAAAGCAGCUCGAGGAUGGUCGCACCUUGUCCGACUACAACAUCCAGAAGGAGUCGACCCUCCACCUGGUUCUCCGUCUGCGUGGUGGCAUGCAAAUUUUUGUUAAGACUUUGACUGGCAAGACCAUCACCUUGGAAGUCGAACCUUCGGACACAAUUGAAAACGUUAAGGCCAAAAUCCAGGACAAGGAAGGUAUCCCUCCUGACCAGCAGAGACUGAUUUUCGCUGGCAAGCAGCUUGAGGAUGGACGCACCCUGUCAGACUACAACAUCCAGAAGGAAUCCACCCUCCAUCUUGUCCUUCGUCUUCGCGGAGGUAUGCAGAUCUUUGUCAAGACCCUCACCGGCAAGACCAUCACCCUUGAGGUCGAGCCCUCCGACACAAUUGAGAAUGUCAAGGCCAAGAUCCAAGACAAGGAAGGCAUUCCUCCCGAUCAGCAGCGUCUCAUCUUCGCUGGCAAGCAGCUUGAGGACGGCCGUACUCUUUCUGACUACAACAUUCAGAAGGAGUCGACCCUCCACUUGGUCCUGCGUCUGAGAGGUGGCAUGCAGAUUUUCGUGAAGACCUUGACUGGCAAAACCAUCACCCUGGAAGUUGAACCCUCCGACACCAUUGAAAACGUUAAGGCCAAAAUCCAGGAUAAGGAAGGUAUCCCUCCUGACCAGCAGCGCUUGAUCUUUGCCGGAAAGCAGCUGGAAGAUGGACGCACGCUCUCUGACUAUAACAUCCAGAAAGAAUCAACUCUCCAUCUCGUCCUGCGACUCAGAGGCGGGAUGCAAAUUUUCGUUAAGACUUUGACUGGCAAGACUAUCACCUUGGAGGUCGAGCCCUCUGACACAAUCGAAAAUGUGAAAGCCAAGAUCCAGGACAAGGAAGGAAUUCCCCCUGACCAGCAGCGUCUCAUUUUUGCUGGCAAACAGCUCGAGGACGGUCGCACUCUCUCAGACUACAACAUCCAGAAGGAGUCGACCCUUCACUUGGUCCUGCGACUCCGAGGUGGAAUGCAGAUUUUCGUUAAGACCCUCACUGGCAAAACCAUCACCUUGGAAGUUGAGCCCUCAGACACCAUCGAAAACGUGAAGGCCAAAAUCCAGGACAAGGAAGGAAUUCCCCCUGACCAGCAGAGACUGAUUUUCGCCGGCAAGCAGUUGGAGGACGGUCGUACCUUGUCAGACUACAACAUCCAAAAAGAGUCCACCCUCCACCUUGUCCUGCGUCUGCGUGGUGGUAUGCAGAUCUUUGUCAAGACCCUCACUGGCAAGACCAUCACCCUCGAGGUCGAGCCCUCCGACACCAUUGAGAACGUCAAAGCCAAGAUCCAGGACAAGGAAGGCAUUCCUCCCGACCAGCAGCGUCUCAUCUUCGCUGGCAAGCAGCUGGAGGACGGCCGCACCCUGUCCGACUAUAACAUUCAGAAGGAGUCGACUCUCCAUUUGGUCCUGCGUCUGCGAGGUGGAAACUAAUUCUUCUGCUUCUCAUAUGAUUCCAGUAUUUUAAAGUCUGCAAUUUUUAUUUUUCAUACAUUAUUCCAGAAAAAUAUCAGUCAAUGGUUUAAUUUAAUCUUCUGAGUCAUAACAUAAUAAAAGCAGCAUUUGCAAAAUAU
Messenger RNA from Neocloeon triangulifer, 2129 nucleotides. Its product is annotated as polyubiquitin-C. Bases 160 to 1989 code for a protein of 609 amino acids. Gene Ontology annotation, molecular function: protein tag activity; ubiquitin protein ligase binding. Gene Ontology annotation, biological process: modification-dependent protein catabolic process; protein ubiquitination. NCBI's taxonomy places the organism in Eukaryota, Metazoa, Arthropoda, Insecta, Ephemeroptera, Baetidae. The transcript has 2 exons. Gene Ontology annotation, cellular component: nucleus; cytoplasm. The record is from RefSeq and is a predicted model, not a curated record.